GGUUGGGAACGAGUAAUUGUUGUGAAUACAUAAAUUGCUUUGUCUUGGCAACGGAGUGCGAAUCAAGCCAUAAUUCCAUCUUAAAAGUGAUUAUAUCAAAGAGGAAGCUAUCAUAAAACUGUGAAAUAUAUUUUAUUGACUAAUUUAAGUCAUCUUCAGACAUGGAUACAGAAUACCUAAAGAAACAUCUCGGAGAUUGCCUUACAAGAGCGCUGGCAGAGGUAGCCGAGAAAAGACCGCUUGACCCUAUUGAGUACAUAGCACAAUGGCUCUAUAAAUACAAGGAGAAUGAAAUCUAUGCAAAUGAGCAAGCAGACUUGGCUGUGAGACUGGAAGAGGAAAGGAUAGAGGCAGAGAAAGAGAAGGAGAGACAAGAGAAGAUGAGAUUAGAAGCAGAAAGAUUAGCACAAGAAGAGAAAGAAGCCAAAGAGGCUGAAGAGAGGGCAAGAGAAGAGGCCGAGGCAGCCGAGAAGGCUGCCAUUCCCAAGGAUCGUUCCAAUCUCCCAGGGGCACCCAACCUUGAAACGGUGAUGGAGGGGGAGGAAGCGAUGGAUGACGAAGCGAAGCAAGCAAAUCAGGAAACACAAGAAACCCAAGAGGAGACUGCUGCAGCAGGAGAAGGCCAACAAGAAGGAGAAACUCCAAUGGAAGAAGGAGGAGGAGAACAGGCUGCUCCUGCUGAUGCUCCUGCCGCAGCUGAAGGAGAAGCACCAGAGGGCGGGGACGGGGGCGGCCAAGAGCAAACUGCAGAAUAGAAUCUUAUCUCACAACCAUGAACAUUCUGAACAAUGACCGAUGAGGGUGUCCUUGAAAUGCGAUGUCAAAUCUUUCCAUUUUGGAAAACCUCCAGAUUAUCUCAUGGGGAUAGAGUUGGGUUUUUUUUCUGUGUGAGUCACGACCCUUUGAUGACGUCAACCAUUCAACGAGAAUUAGACCCCAUUCAUCUGGGGGUUUUCAUUUAAAUUACUUUUAUAACUGCCUUGAAUAAAGGAAGCCAGAUUCAUUUCACAGUCAGUUUUAAAGGAAGUUCAUACUGAUGUUAAGUUUGUAUUAUUUAGAGCAGAAAAUGAAAAACAAAUAUUAAUGAAGAUUUACUGGAAUCCAAUGCGGUAUUAUACAUUAUCAAUUUUCAUAGUAUCUUGUGUUUUACGUUGUUUUACGUCAAAACUGUUUCAAACUUUCAUAAGUCACAGUAAUUCAAUUUGUUUGACUGUCUGAAGUAGUUCAAUGUUUGUAGUGAUACUCAAAAACCUUUAUAGUAUCAUUUCUCUAAGAUAUCACAAUUAAUACCCCGUUUAGAUCUGUACUUCUCUGGUGGCACACUAGACAAUCGUCUGGAGCUAAUGAACACGGUAUGAAAUUCCUUUUCAAAACACGAGACUCCAGUUGUCUAUCCAGGGAGAAAGCGCACACUGCACACAAUGGUCGAGGCUAGGUGCUCAGAUAGAGAACUUCUGUUUUCUAUGCCGAGUUUAUGCCAAGACCGUUUAGAUCUACAGUCCAACAGUGGAUCACGCCAUGUGAUUGUGCUAGACUGUCUAGGAUGUAUUU
This is a messenger RNA of Lytechinus variegatus (green sea urchin), 1551 nucleotides long. RefSeq names its product DPY30 domain-containing protein 1-like. The transcript is spliced from 5 exons. The record is from RefSeq and is a predicted model, not a curated record. Lineage: Eukaryota; Metazoa; Echinodermata; Echinoidea; Temnopleuroida; Toxopneustidae. The coding region runs from base 162 to 755 and encodes 197 amino acids. Gene Ontology annotation, cellular component: Set1C/COMPASS complex.